CAUUGCAUAUUUCUUUUGUUCUUGCAAUAAAAUACUUUCAAAUAAUCUGUUCUAGGUAUGAAGAGUACAGACUGCAAUGCGAAUUGCAGUCAACAGCCAACACUUGUGACAUCACAGCUCCAUGACCCUACAAUUAACCUCCAGCAGAGGUAUCAGCCUGCAAAGGACAUUGACAAGGUUUGUCUCACUGAUGUACCACAGGUUCCAUCAGAGUAUCAGAGCCGCCAAACCCCUGAAUGUGACAAUGGAACACCUGCGACACGUCACCUGACAGAGCAUCUGCAGCCACGUGCUCAGCCUGUGAAGGUAUAUGAUGAGCUGUCUCUCACUCCUUCUGUAACACUUCACUCAAGACACGGCUGCAGCAAGAGCUCUGAACGUGGCACAGUUGAGAGAUUCCAUGUAUGGAAAAAAACACACAAGUGUGCUGAAUGCAAUAAGUCUUUCACAUGUGCCAGUAGCCUGAAAAAGCAUCAAGUCAUUCACACAGGACUGAAACCAUAUAAAUGUACUGAAUGCUGUAAGUGCUUCACAUAUCUCAGAAGUCUUCAGGUACACUGUGCCACUCACACAGGCAUGAAACAACAUAAAUGUACAGAAUGCAAUAAGUCUUUCACAUGUCCCAGUAACCUGAAACAUCAUCAAGCCAUUCACACAGGAUUGAAACCAUAUAAAUGUACUGAAUGCAGUAAGUGUUUUGCAUGGGUAGGCAAUCUUAAACAGCAUCGUGUCAUUCACACAGGAUUGAAACCAUAUAAAUGUACUGAAUGCAAUAAGUGUUUCACACAUGCCAGUAAGCUGAAAAAUCAUCAAGCCAUUCACACAGAAUUGAAACCAUAUAAAUGUACUGAAUGCAGUAAGUGUUUCACACGGCUAGGCAGUCUUCAACAGCAUCUUGUCAUUCACACAGGAUUGAAACCAUAUAAAUGUACUGAAUGCAGUAAGUGUUUCACACAUGCCAGUAACCUGAAAAAUCAUCAAGCCAUUCACACAGGAUUGAAACCAUAUAAAUGUACUGAAUGCAGUAAGUGUUUCACACAGCUAGGCAGUCUUCAACAGCAUCUUGUCAUUCACACAGGAUUGAAACCAUAUAAAUGUACUGAAUGCAGUAAGUCUUUCACACGGCUAGGCAGUCUUCAACAGCAUCUUGUCAUUCAUACAGGAUUGAAACCAUAUAAAUGUACUGAAUGCAGUAAGUGUUUUGCAUGGGUAGGGAAUCUUCAACAGCAUCUUGUCAUUCACACAGGAUUGAAACCAUAUAAAUGUACUGAAUGCAAUAAGUGUUUCACACAGCUAGGCAGUCUUCGACAGCAUUAUGCCAUUCAUACAGGAUUGAAACCAUAUAAAUGUACUGAAUGCAAUAAGUCUUUCAACUGUGCUAGUGGCCUGAAAAAGCAUCAAGCCCAUUCACACAGGAUUGAGCAUUGAGUUCCUAAUGGAGAGAUGAAAAUUCAGCAAGCAAAGGAGUAAUAGUGCUGAAGUUGAAUUUAUCCUCAAGUCUUGGUGAGUACCUUCGUGAGGUGGACCCUGUUUUUUUUUACAAAAUCUCACUAAGGACACACUGAUAUAUAGACUGUAUUUGUAUAGCAUAUAUCAUGGACAGAAGUAAGUCAAAAACAAAAAAGACAGCUGGCUGCACAAAUCCCAGGAUAAAAAAGCACCCACUCCUGGUAGGCACACCGGUACCAGGACUGGAAAAAAUGACAGUGUAGAAUCCUCAAAAUCUGGAAAUAUUCCUACAAUGGGGCCAGGCCAGGCCCAGAGGAAGGAUGGCCCUCCUUGUAGAAGGAAGUCGCAGUCCACAAAAAAUCACAAAAACCAAUAGGCCAAAGAAGAGCCAUAAAGACAAUAGAGUGGACUGUUGAGGAUAAG
Messenger RNA from Protopterus annectens (West African lungfish), 1872 nucleotides. RefSeq names its product zinc finger protein 501-like. Bases 58 to 1428 code for a protein of 456 amino acids. Gene Ontology annotation, biological process: regulation of transcription by RNA polymerase II. Gene Ontology annotation, molecular function: RNA polymerase II cis-regulatory region sequence-specific DNA binding; DNA-binding transcription factor activity. The record is from RefSeq and is a predicted model, not a curated record. NCBI's taxonomy places the organism in Eukaryota, Metazoa, Chordata, Ceratodontiformes, Protopteridae. The transcript has a single exon.